GAUCACAAAUCAAACCAACCUAACAUCUGAAAACCAACCAAACUCCAGACACAUCUCUCUUCACCGCUGACACCUCCAUAGACUCACAUACCCAAAACAUUUAUUAUAUAUAUAAAAAAUAAAACAAAAUAAAUUCCUACAAAAAGAGAAUUAAAAAAAAAAAAACCUUAAAAUUUCCCCCAAAAUACCAAAACAACAAAAAAUUACACACCCUGCAGAUGCUAUGAAGAGAAAUCAUAGUUCCCACCACCAAGAACGGAAAUGGGUCAUACCCACCACAAUCACAAUAACCGUUCUCUUCAUCACUCUCCUCCUCACACUUUCGGUUACCCACACCAAACCAUAUUCAAAUUCUCCCAAUUUUACCCCUUUCCAUGUUGACCAUUCGGGUUCCGACGACGGCGAAACGGGUCUUCCUACCUUGCCAAGGUUUGCCUACCUCCUCACGGGAAGCAAAGGGGACGCGCCGAGGCUCAGGAGAGUCCUUCAGGCAGUGUACCACCCUAGGAACUACUACCUGGUCCACCUCGAUCUAGAAGCUUCCGAUGCGGAGAGGCUUGAGCUCGCGAAGUAUGUGAAGUCAGAGAGUGUUAUGAGGGUGUUUGCGAACGUUAUGGUUGUUGGGAGAGCUGAUUUGGUCACAUACAAGGGCCCAACCAUGAUUGCUUCUACCCUUCAUGGCGUUGCGCUGUUGCUCAAGAAGGUCAAGGACUGGGAUUGGUUCAUCAAUCUCAGUGCCUAUGAUUAUCCUCUCAUGUCUCAGGAUGAUCUCUUGCAUAUCUUCUCAUUCAUACCCAGGGAUCUAAACUUCAUAGAGCACACUAGUAAUAUGGGUUGGAAAGAGUAUCAGAGAGCAAAGCCUAUAAUCAUAGAUCCAGGGUUGUAUCAUUCUAAAAAAUCUGGUCUCUUUUAUGCUAAAGAGAAAAGAUCAGUCCCAAAUUCAUUCAAGUUAUUCACAGGCUCUGAAUGGGUUAUCCUAACAAAAUCCUUUCUCGAGUUCUGUAUUCAUGGUUGGGAUAACCUUCCGCGCACUCUCCUUAUGUAUUAUACAAAUUUCUUUUCGUCCCACGAAGGCUACUUCCACACUGUCAUGUGCAAUCACAAGGACUACCAGAACACCACCGUGAAUCAUGAUUUGCAUUAUUUAAAGUGGGACAACCCGCCGAAGCAGGAUCCAAUGUUUUUGACGCUGGUGCAUUUUGACAACAUGGUCCAAAGUGGUGCACCUUUUGCUAGAAAGUUUAACAAGGAUGAUCCAGUUCUCGAUAAAAUCGAUAAGGAACUCUUGAGAAGAAAAGAUGGCUACUUUACUCCCGGUGGUUGGUGCAUUGGCAGUGGGAAAGCUCCGUGUUCUGUUUAUGGAAAUCCAGUUGUAGUUAAACCAAGUAUAGGCUCAAAGAGGCUUGAGAAACUAGUGGUUAAGAUAUUGGAUUUGGAAAAUUUUAGGCCGAAACAGUGCAAGUAGUAUUCAAGAUACAUUGUCCAUCUGUAUAAUUUUGAUUAACAGCUGCUAUUGAAAGCCUUUUGAUAUAUAAAUUUUACUGGUUUUUGAAGUGGACUUAA
This is a messenger RNA of Arachis stenosperma, 1563 nucleotides long. RefSeq names its product beta-glucuronosyltransferase GlcAT14C. Gene Ontology annotation, cellular component: membrane. The coding region runs from base 224 to 1465 and encodes 413 amino acids. Gene Ontology annotation, molecular function: glucuronosyltransferase activity. The record is from RefSeq and is a predicted model, not a curated record. Lineage: Eukaryota; Viridiplantae; Streptophyta; Magnoliopsida; Fabales; Fabaceae. The transcript is spliced from 4 exons.